Molecule: messenger RNA, 10478 nt
Organism: Dama dama (fallow deer)
Lineage: Eukaryota; Metazoa; Chordata; Mammalia; Artiodactyla; Cervidae
Gene: C2CD3
Product: C2 domain containing 3 centriole elongation regulator
Exons: 33
Coding region: 210-7112 (2300 amino acids)
Biological process (GO): centriole elongation; cilium assembly
Cellular component (GO): centriolar satellite; centriole
Source: RefSeq, a predicted model, not a curated record
UUGUAGUCUACUGGUGGGAAAGAGUCUUGGCGCCUUCUUUUCUCGUCGCUUCCCAGAGACUGUUAAAGAAAGAACCACUUCUUCCUGCCUCCCAGGCUGCCCAGCGGCGCCGGUUGCCGGGGAACGCUAGCGCCUUGGGAAGGGAUGGCGGGAGGCUACAGCUUAAGUGCUGGAGCCGUAGUUGAGUUGGUGAAAAGCUCGGGAUCGUCAUGAAGCAACGGAAAGCUCAGGGGCCUGGGGGAGGCCGUAGCCGCAAGAAGAGAGGUUUAAGUGAUAUUUCUCCAUCUACAAGCUUGCCGCCCUUGGUUGAAGGCCAGCUACGCUGCUUUCUGAAACUUUCUGUUAAUAAAGUCAUAUGGAAGAUUGCAAAGCCUCCUGCUUGUGUACUUGUCCGGGUGAGAUGGUGGGGAGAAACAUCAGAAGGAACCCUCUUUUGUCCCAGAGAUGCAUUGCAGACUGAACCAAAAGCUGUGAGAACAACUACACGUUAUGCUAUUCGCUGUGGUCCAAAGCAGUUUACCUCUUAUCUAACAGAUAUGGCUGUGCUGGUGCUGGAAGUAAUCACCAAACUUGAACAUCUUCCAGUUGGUAGAGUUCAGAUCAGUGGACUAGCCCAGCUUUCUCCAACCCAUCACAUCGAUGGAUUUUUUACCAUUGUUUCACCAACAUCUAAGAAACUUGGAGAACUCCAGGUCUCACUUGUUCUGGAGCCUUUGUCAGAAACUUAUGACAGCUACAAUCCUCUUCCUACCACUAACAUGAUAGAAAAUGUGCUUUUAUCUGAGCAGGGAUUCAGAGAAUAUUCUGAAGCAAGCAAUACUCAAUUUCUAGUUCCAUCAAGGCUUCAUAGGAUCCCUACUACCAAAAUUGAUGGAAAAGAUUUAGCAGCUAAUAGCAGUAGGUCAACCCCGCCAAGGGGGAAAGAUCACUUGUACUUUGCAGAGAACUCAGAUACAAUAAAAGACUCUUUUGGUGGACUCCAGCACCAUCUUAAUUCAGGACAGAGUUUAGAGUCUGUGACUCUGAAAGGCCAAGCCCCACGGAAGCAGAUGUCCCUUCUCAACAGUUCUGAAUUCCAGCCUCAAAUUAGCACAGUUGCCAAGAGUCACAGUGACUCAUGCAUUCUUUCUUCAAACAACCCCCCUACCAAGGACCUUCUUUCAGCUCUGUUAGAACAAGGCAAUAAACUGCGUAAUGCCAUGGUGAUUUCUGCAAUGAAAUCAAGUCCAGAUACUAGCAUGUUGUUGGAAGAAGUUCAUCCUUCUAUGAAGGAAGAUUUUCUUAGAGCAUCAUCAGAAAUCAAAGCCUUAUCUAGGAAUCUAGUUAAAGACCACAUUGAAGAUCACCUCCUCCCUCCAACUGAGAAUACACUUUGGAAACAUGACUCAAAGGCUGAUACUGGAGCCAUACAGCUGCUGUUGGGCAGUGCUGAAUUGUCCCAAGGUCGCUAUUGGGAUGGCCUAGGCUCUCCUCCAGAUUCCCCAUCUCCUGGCAGUGAUGUGUAUUGCAGCAGUGAGCCCAGUGACCCUCAGUAUGACCAGAGUCUCCUGGAGAACUUAUUUUAUACGGCACCUAAAUCUGAUACCAGCGUCAGUGAUAUCUUCAGUGAAGAUGAUGAUGUCCCUUCUAAAACAAUGAGCCAGUCAAAAGCUCUUGCCAGAUCUCCUAAGGUUCUAGAGUCAAAUGAUCAUAAGUCGAAGAAGGAGAUGGGUAAGAAAAAUAGAAAUCUUGUUGAACAGCAGAUGCUAUCAGAAACUCCAGAAGAUGCCCAAGUGAUGACACUAAGUGUGGAUAAACUGGCCCUUCUGGGUAGAACACAUUCAGUCAGAAUCAUCAUCGAAACAAUGGGAGUUCCUCCAGAUAGUCCUCAGGAUACCUCUGGCAAAAAAACUUUUCCUGGGAGACCACCUAAGCUGACGUCAAAAAAGCGCACCUUCUUUGUGGAAUAUCACUUUCCUGUGGGUUUUUCCAAAAAUGGAUUGACAAAGACCACUUUGAUUACUGAGGUGGUUCGACUUGCAUCCAGUAAAAUUAUAGAUGGAGUGGUGAAAUUCCAGCAAAGAUCUGUGUUUCCAGUACAGUUUGGUGGCCCAAUGAUCAAACACUGGUGGAAUUCCAAUCUUACUUUCCAAAUUUACACAAAGAAAACCCCACAGAAAAAGCCGGAAGUCAUUGGUUCCGCAUCACUUCCUUUACGAGCUGUCAUGCUGUCUGAGCUGCUUUGUUUCAGUGACCAGCUUCCAGUACAACAGGAGAAAGGUCAGACUCCUCUUGGCCCCAUCAGGGUAACUGUGGAGCUUGUUUUAGAUAACAAGGAUUUCACUGGUGUCAAUACAAAGUUGAGUAGCAACACCCAACAUACCCCACUUAGUGCUCUUACAAAUCCAGAUAAGACACUGCCAGAAACUAUUCAAGAUGUUACUUGUACCAAAAACCCACAGAUCCUAAAUCAAAGUCAUGAAGAAACUGUAAAGAAAAUGCAAAAUUUGAUGCCCCCCACCCCAAAGUCACCUAGCCCUUACAUACCAAGUUACUCAACCUUCAUGGCAGCACCAGCCUCUCCUGAUUUGGUAAAUGAGAUGAAUGGGUCAACAGAAGAGAGUGCUUUGCUAUUGCAUGUGCUAUUGAUGGUGCCAGAUGGAAAAGAUUUCAUUACUGGAGAAUCUGAGAAACAACCAUCAAGUAAUGUUUAUUUAAAUUGCAAACUCUUCAGCACAGAAGAAGUCACCAGAUCUGUCAUUGCAUGGGGCACAACAAAACCAGUCUUUAACUUUUCUCAGGUGAUUCCUGUCUCUCUGUCUUCCAAAUGUCUGGAAAGGCUUAAGAACAAUGUGAUGAUAAUUGAAACUUGGAACAAGGUGCGGAGCCCAGGACAGGACAAGCUUCUCGGGCUGGUGAAACUCCCCCUCCAUCAGUUUUACAUGUCAUUCAAAGAUCCCAAGGUUUCUCGCCUGCUGCUUGAUGCUCGGUAUCCAGUUGUUGCUGUCGACAGCUACAUGCCUGUGAUUGACGUGUUCUCAGGCCACCAAAAUGGGAGUCUUCGAGUCUUUUUAGCUAUGGGCUCUUCAGAUCAGAUAAUAGCACUACAAAGAUUAAAGAAUGAAGAAGGAACAGUUACUCCCUUCAACCCCAGGCCAGCCCAUUUCCUGGACCAGCCGUCUGUAGCAUCUGUUGCUAUGGCAGGGGACCAUGGAAAUGGAUUGAUGGAGCACCACUUUGAACUCCUUGUAGACAAGGUUAAAGGGCUCACCCCUCUUCAGGCCACAGUCUGGGGAGAAGCAGAUUGUUAUGUCCAGUACUACUUUCCAGUUCAAGACUCACAGUCCAAUGUGCUGAAAGGACCUGAGUUCCUUGAAAAUGGAAUCACCCUGAGGCCUUUCAGAUCUGCAACCACACUCUGUGUUCCAGACCCUGUCUUUAACAGUGAACACCGUCACUCUCUCCUGUUGCCAGCUGAAGUUCCAGUGCAAAGGCUCCUGCUCAGUGCCUUCUCUGCACAUGGGCUUGUCCCUGGAGGUGGAGUCCAGUUUGAAAUCUGGUGCAGAUACUAUUAUCCUAAUGUGAGAGACCAGAUGGUUGCCAAAGGAACCUUGCCAUUAUCGAGGAUCUGUGCCUUAGUAACCAUGCAGCACCGUGAGGAUGGGGGCAUACAGACCUUUAAUCUCCCUUUAACCCCCAGGUUUGAGAAUAGGAAAGAACUGAGGAACCAAUCAUCAGGUUUACUGGAUGUGGGCCUAAGGUACAGGCGUACUCCAAGGACAGCAGAGGGAGUUCUUGCUGCCCGAACUGUCUCCAUCUCAGUCCAGAUAAUCAGAGCCUGUGGUUUGCAAGCAGCAGCCAAGGCUUUGGCUGAGCAGGAACCUGCUCUGCAGUUUAGUGCCACAGUCGGGGUCAAUGCCUUUGUCACCACUCACCUGUCCUUCCUGCCCAAGGGAGAACAGCGCCAAACCCGGCCUGUGGCCUGUUCCUUCUGCCCCGAGUUCUCCCAUCACAGUGAGUUCUCAUGUAACUUGGUGACCCAGCACUGCAGUGGAGAAGCCUGUUUCCUGGCAGAGCUGUUAGAGUUUGCAGAAGUUACUUUUGCUGUUUAUCAUGAAGAUACCAGAUCAGCCAGUGAUAUAACCAGUAUCCAUUCAUUCAAAGAUUAUCUGCUUGGAGUAGUAAAGAUUCCAACAAAAGAUCUGCUGAUCAAGAGAUCUGGGAUCACAGGAUGGUAUCCUAUCGUUUUCCCAGAAGAGGGGGUCCUGCCUCAUGGCUUGGAACUCAUGCAGAAGAUUGUGGGUGGUCUGGAGCUUUCAGUUUCCUUCACCCAUCCUGGAGACAGAGAGCGGGUAUUAGAAGCUGCUGAGCUAUUGGGCUGGAGCUUUGAGAAUAAUCUGAAGGAUUCUGUCAAGAUGGAUGAAGAGGAGCCAGCCACUGUCACCAUCUCCACCCCAAGGCUCUGGCUGCCCAUCCAUUGCGUGCUGCUUGCCGGCCACAACCACAUUCAUAAGAAUACAUAUUGCUACCUCCGCUACAAGCUGUAUGAUCAGGAAGGCUUUUGGACCCCUCUCAAGAAGCCUAAGGAAUCUACAAACAAAAAGCAGGUCAUGGUUACCUUCAAGGCAUCCAAAAGAGCAGAAGUCACUCGGAACCCAUCACUGCUUUGGUACUUCAGAGAGGAGAGGUUAGAGAUCCAAGUGUGGCGGGCUUACGGCAAUGAGAGUGUGGAGAGGCCCCACCAGACAGACAGCUGGAUUGGCUCAGCCUAUGUGGACUUGACCAGACUUGGGGAGAGGUCAGCAAGGACGCUCACUGUCAGUGGUGUUUAUCCCCUAUUUGGACGAAACGCUUCCAACCUCUCGGGAGCUGCCUUGAGAGUUCAUGCAGUUCUUUCCUCUCUUUCUUCACACCCUGGGCCCACUCAUGAGCUGGACUCCAUGGACUGCAGCAGCCACAGUGAGUCUGAGCAGGUCCCCAGAGGAAUUGAUGAGAUCCAGCUCUCUCCACCACAUGGCCACCAGAAGUCUCCAGCCUCCACCCAGGUCCCCUGCAACACCACCACUGCUGAAGUCUGCCCAGCCCAGGAGGGCCCUCCUGAGUCAGAUGGAACUUUCACAGUCAGCAUUCUGGUAGAGAGAGCAAUGCACUUAAGCUUGAAAGGGAGCCCCUUGACACAGCGGAAAGUAUCAAUACCCAGUUGUUGUGUAUCCUUUGUAACAGCUGAUGAGCCAUCUCCUAUCUACACCCAAGUGGUGGAAAACACAGAUUCCCCCAUCUGGAAUUUUCAACAGCAGUCAAGGCUUUCGAAAGAGCUUCUUUUGGACCCACAACAAACUCUGGUCUUCAAAGUUUGGCAUAAAGGAGAUGAGGAGAGGGUGAUUGGCUUUGCCUCUGUGGACCUCUCCCCGCUUCUCUCUGGCUUCCAGUUUGUCUGUGGCUGGUACAACAUCACAGACUUCAGUGGAGAGUGCCAAGGGCAGAUAAAAGUUGCUAUCUCCCCUUUGGAGAGUUUGAUUCAUUUCAAAGAAGAAAGGCAAGCAAGACGUGUGGUGGGGAACCCAGGAGCACUGACCCCGGUAUGCAGUACCUUCUCCUUCCCUGCCUCUGCUGUGUAUGCUGCAUUCCCUGGCUGCACUGCGGGACAGACCCCAGAACUGCCUGCUCACCCCUCAUCAAAGGACGUUGAUUUCUCCUCUCCUGGGAGAAGUGGUACCACAAGAAGCCAGGCAUCACGCCAUGAAGAGCAUGUGCAGAACAUCCGCCGAUUCCAUGAAUCCCUGCAGCAGGCAGAGGCAGUCUUGCCAAAUGACGACAGACUGACCACAUCACUCUUGUCCUCCCGUACCUCCAUUCUGACUUCUCUCAGGAGGAAUCUGAGUGAGCUAGAUCAGAUGCAGCGGUACUUCAGCCAGAAGCUCACCAAGCCUUUACUCCCCCUCAGCCCUCAGACCCACACUGCCAUCUUGCAGUGCCAGGAGAGUCAGACAGACCGUCUUCGGCCAGCAGCCUGCAGCCUAGACCCCGAGAGCCAGUGCAUCCUGGAGAAAUCCAAUAACCUGGUGUUGCAAGUCAGCUCCUUAAUCACAGAUCUGCAGACUCUCACCAGGAAUUCUCCAGGAUCUGUGAGUUCUCACCAAGCCAGAAGUAGAAGCAGAGAAGUCCCCACCCUCCCAGACGCUCAGGACAGAGGAACCAUGCAAGAACGGAGCACAAGUCCAGACCUGCCAUUGGCAAGAGCUCCAGAUGAGAACAGGAACUCCCCACCUCCCUCUGCUCUUAAGGAGACUUCAAGUGGAAGAGGAAAGCUUCCUGAGGCCCUGGAGCACACGGAACCCAUCACAAAAGUGCAGAGCACUGAGGACACUGAGGCAGGCCCGGCCUUCAGUGAUGAGGACUAUGAGGAAGAUGUCAUUGAGCCCAGGACCCUCAAUGAGAUCACCACUGUGACAGACAAAACUAGCCCGUGGUCCAGUUUCAUGUCAGAUGCAAGUGACGGCAUGAGCCCUCAGCCUGAUGAGGUCCACAGGGAAGGCUUCUCUUGUCCUUCAGAGUCUUUCCCCAGAGAGGAGCUCAGGGUCAGAAGUAGCUUUCUGUCCAGCCCAGAAAGGACUGUCAGUGCCUACUUGCAUAGGCAAGGUUCUCCAAGCCAAAGUACUUUGUCUUGUGAGGGUGUGGCCUCUAAGGCCAGGGUUGGAGAGCCUGCCUCAGCAGACCCACAGCUCACCUCCCACAUGAGACUCUCAGGAGCCCCACAGAGUGACACUUGUGUUGGAUGGCGCUCACCAAAGGCAGACCAGGACCAGGGCCCCAAGCCACAGUCCCAGGCUAAGAAGGAAGUGGCCUAUGAUGAGCUAAGUGAUUCUGCUGAUAGCUCCGAGAAAUUCCCUCUGCAGCCAGCAUCUGAAAGCAGAAGGGAAAACCAUAAGGAGCCACCCAUCACUUGCCCUGACAUCAGGCAGAAGCAGACAACCUCUGGGUCAGAGGUGUCCACGAGGCAGAGCCUCCUCCUCCCAGAGCCCAUUGUGGUCCCCAACUUCUUUCUACCUCCCCAGCAGUUGGAGGCCUCCCUGCGGAUGCUCUCUGUCUCCGCAGCUCUGCCACCGCCAGCCACAACAGAUCAGAGUUUUUGAGAUCCAUCCAGUCCAUCCUAAAGGAAAUCAUUCCUGAAUAUUCAUUGGAAGGACUGAUGCUGAAGCUGAAACUCCAACACUUUGGCCACCUGAUGCAAAGAACUGACUCAUUUGAAAAGACCAUGAUGCUGGGAAAGAUUGAAGGCGGGAGGAGAAGGGGAUGACAGAGGAUGAGAUGGUUGGAUGGUAUCACUGACUCGAUGGACAUGAGUUUGAGUAAACUCCAGGAGUUGGUGAUGGACAGGGAGGUCUGGUGUGCUGCAAUCCAUGGGGUCGCAAAGAGUCGGACUAAGCGACUGAACUGAACUGAUGAUGGACAUUCUGACCAGUGUGAGAUGAUACCUCAUUGUGGUUUUGAUUUGCAUUUCUCUGGUAAUUAGCAGUGUUGAGCAUCUUUUCACGUACUUUGGCCUUCUAUAUGUAUUCUCUGGAGAAAUGUCUGUUUAGAUCCUCUGCAUUUUUUGAUUGAGGUCUUUGUAUGUUUUGGAGAUUAAUCCCUUGUCAGUUGCUUCAUUUGCAAAUAUUUUCUCCCAUUCUGUGGGUUGUCUUUUCAUAUUGUUUAUGGGUUCCUUUGAUGUGCAAAAGCUUUUAGGUUUAAUUAGGUCUCAUUUGUUUAUAUUUUAUUUUCAUUACUCUAGGAGGUGGAUAGUAGAGCUUUGAAAAAGCCAUUUUAGAGAAUAAUACAUGCUGUGAGCAAAAUGUAUUAGCUUAUUUAUUAAUUUUAAUAGCUAACUCCUAUUUAAUGCUUACUAUGUACUAGACAUUAUUCUAAGCACUUUACAUGUAUAAACCGAUUUAAUUCUCCCAAGAACCCAACAGGAGAGGUACUAUUGUUAUCCCCACUUAAUAGAUGAGAAAACUAAGACUAAUACAGAACUUCCCAUACAGACCUACAAGGUAUUGUAGUUUUUAUUCUAUAGAAACUGAGACACAUAUAAAGUUAAGUAUGUUCUCACCUGCCCAGGGUCUUCUAGCCAGUAAAGAAAAAUGUAUGACUCCAAACUGUGCUUUCCAUUGCACCAUUUUAAAAUCAUGACAUUCGGCUUACAGUAUAGUUUUCUAGCUAAUUUACCUUCUUUCUGUAGGUCUCCUUUUGCAGUUAACAUUUGAACAUUUUUUGUGCUCUUCCAGAGCCUACUUUGAUGACAGAUGGAGUCGGUCCAGAAGUAUCCUGGAAACCUGGGGUAUAGUCCUAAAGAGAUGUCUGUUCUUUCAUUGGUUUCCUUCCACUUCUCCCUCAUCUACCCCAGCACCAUUUUAAGGACACCUCGUUUAUUUGGCACAUGGAUCAGUCUUAAGUUCCCACACAUCUCAGUUUUUAUCAGAUAUGUAUUCCUGUCCUAGAGGAGGAGAGGUGCCAGUCCCCACCAGGAGCUCUGCAUUUCUGGGGCCUUAUUUCUACCCUGGCUCAGGUCACUGGUUCAUCCCCUUCUGCUCUGCAUCUCCCCUUGCAUGUCCUUUGUAUCUACAGCAGCACUUACGCCAGCAUAGCAGGGCCGUGUCCAGCACCAAGCGCAAGCUUUUGAGCAAGACCACCUAUGAAGUGAAAUAAUGAAUCUGCCACGUAGUUUAGUGAUCUUCGGCAGGGGACUUGGCCUUUCUCUCUCUUUUUUUUUUUUGAAGUAACAUCAGGCUGAUAUAAUUUUUACCUAAUAAGAGGAUGAUAAGAAUUACCCUAGAGAAAAAAAGCAGACACUGUUAGUUUUCUUUCCCUCUUCCCCUCCCAGCCAAGUGGGUGAAAUGUCAGUGAGUUGUGCCCUGUAGGAAGGGAAGCCUUUGAGUCACUGUGUCCAAGCCAAACAGAACUGCUCUUCCUGCUUUUGUGUUUCUGCCUUCAUGAUGUGCCAGCUCCUGGAUGACUUAUUGUCUUUAAUCUAUUAAAUAUAAAUACAAAGGAUGGGAGGGGAAGAGACAAGAAUGUUUACUUCAGUUAACAAGCACAUCUAGUUCUGAGAAAGAUAAGUCUCAAACACUUUUCAGCCUUUUUUCAUUGUUAUUUUGGGUUGCGUUGGGUCUCUGUUGCUGCACGGUCUUUCUCUGGUUGCGGUGCGCAGGUUUCUCAUUGCCAUGGCUUCUCCUGUUGUAGAGAAACUCUAGUGCACACGGGCUCAGUAGUUGUGGCACAAAGGCUUAAGUUGUCCCGAGGUGUGUGGAACCUUCCCAGACCAGGGAUCCCUGAAUUGGCAAGCGGACUCUUAACCACUGGAUGACCAGGGAAGUCUGCCUUCUUUCUUUCUUGCCCACAACAAAACUCCAUGGUUUGCUGCUGUCAGAACACCUGUCUCCUCAGGACCUCAUCUUGGGUCCUAGUUAGGGUAGCCAGUCAUCACAGUUCACCCAGAAUUGUCUCAUUCAGCACUGAAUGUCCCCAGGACCCAGGCAACAUCAGGAUGCUGGCCAUCCUCACUGGUUAUGAGCCUCUCACUACUUGAUGUGUUUGUAGCAGUAUGUUUUCUCCGUCCUAUGCUCUUGGCUUCAUUCCUCCUUUACACCCUGGUCUCAGCCUAUUACCGUUUCCCUUCAGCAUGAAGAACCUCCUUCAGAAUUUCAUACAGUGCAGACCUAUGGGGAACUGAUGCUGUCAACUUCAGUUGGCUGAAGAUAUAUUUUACCUUCAUUUUACAAACUUAUUUUUUCCCACCGGAUAUAGAAUUCAAACUUGAAUUGUGUUUGUUUUAGCAUUUUACUUAUUUAUUUUUGGCCACUCGAAGGAUCUUGGUUCCCUGACUAGAGAUUGAACCCAGGCCCUCAGCAAUGAAAGCUCUGCAUCCUAACCAUGGGACCACCAAGCAAUUCCAUUUAGAACUGUCCCUCCACAUUCUACUGACUUCCAUUGUUUCUGAUGAGAAACAACUGUAAUUCUCAUUGCUGUUGCCUCAAAUGUUAUAUGACCUUUAUUCUUUGGCUGCUUUUAAUAUUUGUGUGUCUGGUUUUUAACAGUUUGACAACCGUACAUAGUUGUAGAGGUAGGGGAUUGGAUGAGGAAGAAGAGCACGUAGUCUAUUCAAUAAUAUUGAUGAUGCUUUAGUUCUUAGGUUGGAUUGUGGAUUUAUAGAUGUUCAUUUUUAUUAUGCUUCAUAAUUUACAUAUAUUACAUAUUCUCUGGUAUGUUACACAGUGAAGCACAAAAUCAUAUGUAAUUUAAAUUUUAAGAAUGAUUGAAUGGUGACAAAAUAGAGACACCAGCUUCUUCCAUAGAUUUGGCUAGGAAUAUGGAUCGGAAGUAUAGAGUAGUGGGUGGAGUAGCAGCUGAGAUGGGAAGUUUGUUUUUUGUUUUUAUGAGAAAGGCUACAGUUUUUUCUGAGUGCCAAGUACAGUGACCAGUAGAGAAAGAGAGAAGAGGAAGAUGCUAGAGCGGGAAAGAGA